CCCAGCGUGGCACCCCGCAACACACAAGCUUCACAUGAUGCUGCCCGCGCUGCUAGGAACGCCUGCCCACAUCGUUGUAACUUUAGCAAAGACCGUGCUCCGGCGAGGCAGCUCUUUGGUCGCGACCGCCCACCUAUACCACACGCACGAGCUGAACGAAGCCUUUGAGCACAUCGCAAAGGCAACUGCGCCAACACCCGAGGCGCACGCUACUCGGCAAAACCUCAUCUUACGGGUGCAGCAGUCGAUAGACAAGCUCGGUCAGCCACUCAAAGUCUCUCCCUUCGGGUCCUUCGUUUCUGGACACUAUGACGCCAAGUCUGACCUAGACCUGGUCCUAUCGGGCCAGGUGCCCUCUGCCCGUAGAAGGAGGGGCCAGAAGCAGGAGGAUGGAGCGCUUAUGCCGCUGCACGCCGCGGCCAGGGCUGCACGCACGCGCGCGCUGCACCAGGUGGUGGCGCAGCUGCUCGCGGACGGCGUCACCAGCAGCGCCGGAGUGGAGGACAUCACGAAGGCCCGUGUGCCGCUGAUCCGCUUCGUGGACCGCUCCAGCGGCGUGCAGGUGGACCUGGUGGCGGGCAGCGCGCGGGAGGACCUCAAGGCCUGGCUGGUGGCGCAGGCGGCGGAGCUGCAGCCGGCGUUCAGCCCCCUGUUCAGACUGGUCAAGCUGUGGGCCAAGGCGAACGGCAUCAACGACGCCGCCUCCCACACCUUUAACAGCUGGUGCAUCACACUGCUGGUCAUAUUCCACCUACAGCGACACGUGUUGCCACCGAUGCUGCCGCCGCUGCAGCAGCUUCUGCAUGAUGCACCGCCGCCUGCCCGAGCACCGCGGCUGCUGCAGGGCGACCAGGAGCUGCCAGAUGAGUUGCGGGCGGAUGUGGUGCGGCGAGUGGGCCGACUCAAGUCGCGAUACAGCGGCGUUCAGGCUGCGGGUGGCGGCGGCGGCGGCGGUGGUGGUGGCGCUGCUCCGGGCGGUGCCUCACUGCUGGAGCUGUUCCGGGGCUUUGUGCGGGACGGCGGGGGUCUGAUGCGAGCGGCCCUUCACAACAAGAAGCCACUGACCAGGCCCUUGGGCAUCUCUCCCUUUUAUGGCGACAUUCGGCCGUGCCGCCCCUACGACCUGAACCGCAUGCUGUUGUUUGUGGAGGACCCAUUCAACAGCGCUGACAACGUCGCCCGCACACUGCACCGGCACAAGCGGCGGCAGGGGACCACCCUGGACUACAUCACGCAGCUGUUCGAGCGCACCGCGCGGCUGCUGCAGGCGGACACCGGCGCCAGCACAAGCACAAGCAGCGGCCCCGGUGGCGAGCCCAUUCCUCCUUCUGAGCCCGCAGCGCCCAACGCCGCAGACACGGGCCGUGUGGCUUCCCAUGCCUCCGCCUCAACCUCCAGCAGCACAGGCGGCGGCGGUGGCAAUGCAGCUGGGGCUGCGGCCGGGCAGGCACAACCGCAGCCUCCCUCGCUGGCGUCCACGCUGGUGUUCCUGUUCGGGCCCCAGCUGGUCAACAAGCUGCCCGACCUCAGCCGGCGGCUGCUGGGGCCGCAGCUGCACGCCUGGGCGGAGGAGGAGCUGGAGGCGGGGCGGCGGCCGGUGUGGGAGGUGCAUGGGGAGCUGCUGCGCCGCUUGGGCGCCGACAUGUCGGACUUCGACACAUUCGCCGAUUUCAAGAAGCGGAACCGCAUCAAGGUCAUCAACGACGACAAGUACAUGACGGAGGAGGAGCGGACGGCUGCGGAGGACGAGCGUGUGCAGCGGUUGGCAGUCAAGGAGCUGUCGAGCCGCCGGGUAGCGGCGGCGUGGGCAGCGCUCCCCAAGUGUGUGCCGCAGCUGCUGGCGGCGGCCCGCGCCGCGCUUGAUGCGGUGCCGCACCUGACCUUUGAAGACCUGGCGGCGGUACAGCCUGUGGAUUCCAGAGAGGGUGGCAUGCCUGCAGCGGCGGUUGCAGCUGCACCGGCAGCGACGUCCGAGAUGACGACCCUGAUUGCUGGGGUCCGUGCGGCCGCGGAAGCGCACGUGCUGGCGGCGGUGUCGGCGGCCGUGGAGGCGGAGCAGGGUGAGGUGGGGGCAGCGGCAGGCGACGCGUCUGACGACUCCAACGGGAGCGCCGGCCGCUCAGAGGAGGCCGCACCUGCGCUGUUGGGAGCAGCAGGCCCGGAUGCGGCGACUGGCUUCUCGGCGAGAGCAGCUUCGGCGCCGCUUCCGCCGCACACGCUGCACCAACUGGCGGCGGCGCUGCAGGUGGAGGCCGCGGAGGCAGCGUUGCGGGCGGUGCGUGAGCUGCAGGCGGUGAGGGCCAUGACGGCCGCCGGCUUCAGCGGCGCCGACGGCUCUGCGGCGCAGGAGCUGGCGGACCGCAGCCGAGUUAUGGCCUUGCUCACAGCCGCCGCCGCACAAGAACUGCGGGCGCGGCAGGGCGUCCUUUGCUCGGCACAGCGUUCUAAGUUGCACCGGGCCAGGGGUGCGCUUCCUGCGUCCAAUGCUGCUGCACUUGCGGAUGGGCCCAGCCAGGCAGGAGCGCUCGAGUCCGCGGCUGCCGCAUCCGCCGAGGCUGCUGCCGUGGACGCGGCUGCAGCAGCUAAUGCCGGCUCUGCAGCAGCGUCCAAGCAAGGAACCGCCAAGCAAUCGGAGCCAGCAAAGGCUGGGACGGCUAAGCAGUCCGCAGGUGGUGGAAAGCCCGCAGCACCGCAGCGCAAGCCCACCAGCCCUUCGGCCUCGAAAAGGGGCUCCCCAGCGGACUCGCCGGCUGCAGUUGCGGCGGCCAUUGCAGCUGCAGCGGCAUCCGCUGCGGGGAAGGGGGCCCAUCCUCCUAAGCAACCGGCGCGGACACAACCGGGGCCUCUCGUCACGCAGCCGGUGAGGAGGAGCGCCAAGCCGCGAGGCGCCAGGCCAGCGGUGCAGGUGAAGGCGGGCGCGAGCGGCCGGGCAAGCAGCACAAAGGCAAGGGCCACAGCGGCCGUUACUGCCGGGCAAGCCGCGGCGAAGGCCUCACAACCACGGCCUAAGACGACGCGGCGGCGAGGGGCCACCGCCAAGCCGGCUGCCUCUGCCGAGGAGAAGUGAGUCUGGAACGUGGUGGUCCUUCUCGAUAGGGGGACAGGAGCUGCGUUGUGGUUUAGAGUGCAGGAGCAGAUUUCGUUUCGGACGUGGCGGGAAGGCUCUGGUGGUACGUAUGUAGGAAUCCGUUGUGGAGGUACCACCUAUAGCUGCCUGCCGGAAUGGAACAUGGGGGAAGGAGUCUCGCCAACUCCAAACAUGGGGGACGUGGCGCCUCCUGCCUGCUGGGCUGUAGCAGCGCUCUGGCACCAGAUGGCGUCGCGAUGGUCAUGGGCUGUCACAGUGUUGCAGCUGUCGUCACCAUACAGCUGUUAUCUAACAUUUCAUGACACUAGGGGACUGUGGAGUCGGAUGUCUUGUAGACCGCAACCCUAGUACCCCAACUAGGGUUCUCAGUGCACCUGUUCAUUUGGGAAAGUAAAUGCAUAGGCAAAAUUGCACCUGAAUC
This is a messenger RNA of Chlamydomonas reinhardtii, 3509 nucleotides long. RefSeq lists its product as uncharacterized. Gene Ontology annotation, biological process: RNA 3'-end processing. The record is from RefSeq and is a predicted model, not a curated record. The coding region runs from base 38 to 3067 and encodes 1009 amino acids. Gene Ontology annotation, molecular function: nucleotidyltransferase activity. Lineage: Eukaryota; Viridiplantae; Chlorophyta; Chlorophyceae; Chlamydomonadales; Chlamydomonadaceae. The transcript is spliced from 13 exons.